This is a messenger RNA of Euleptes europaea (tarantolino), 540 nucleotides long. Its product is annotated as band 4.1-like protein 4B. The coding region runs from base 115 to 369 and encodes 84 amino acids. The transcript is spliced from 4 exons. The record is from RefSeq and is a predicted model, not a curated record. NCBI's taxonomy places the organism in Eukaryota, Metazoa, Chordata, Lepidosauria, Squamata, Sphaerodactylidae.
CCCUCAUCUGCAUCUCCCGGGUCGCAGAAAACAUCUGGAGGACAGUUUUCAUCGUGUGCAAAGAGCCCCACAGAUACGGGAAAUACGUUUGCCCUGGAGCCAGGGGAUUUGCUGAUGGACUUUACAGAAGCCACGCCGAUGGCAGAGUUUCUGGACAGUAAACUACAAUGCUGUGUGGUACAGUCAUCUCCAAAGAUGUUAUCACCAGCACCUGCACCAAGGUCUCUGGUAGAGACCAUUCCGACUCCAACUGUGCAGACCAUCUAUUCGUCACACAAACCUAUUUCGCUUGCAGACAGCGCUGAGACUCUGAGGCGUGAACUUGAGCGAGAAAAGUUGAUGAAAAGACUGUUGAUGACAGAAUUAUGAGAAUUCUCACUUCCCGUCUCAUGCGGAGAAUGGAUCAGGGCCUUUCCGGUGCCUUCUGUCUGUUUACAUUCCUUUGUUUCUGUGUACACAAGAUAAUUUACCUUAACAAUGUGAUAUGUUCCAAACUUUCUGGAGUCAUCACAGAUGGAUAACAUUAAAUUGGGGAUUUAC